Drosophila santomea is the source of this 1582-nucleotide messenger RNA. It is a transcript of the gene SdhBL, whose product is annotated as succinate dehydrogenase [ubiquinone] iron-sulfur subunit. Bases 145 to 1380 code for a protein of 411 amino acids. The record is from RefSeq and is a predicted model, not a curated record. Gene Ontology annotation, biological process: tricarboxylic acid cycle; respiratory electron transport chain; aerobic respiration. The transcript is spliced from 3 exons. Gene Ontology annotation, molecular function: electron transfer activity; 2 iron, 2 sulfur cluster binding. Gene Ontology annotation, cellular component: mitochondrial membrane. Lineage: Eukaryota; Metazoa; Arthropoda; Insecta; Diptera; Drosophilidae.
CUCAGUUUUGGUACAUGGCUCGACAACUCAACACAUCAUUUCACAAUCUCUCCCAACUAAAAGAAUAAAACUGUAUUUUUUAAACGUAAUAUUUUCAACGGCUUUUUAAAACCCUAACUAGAAGUCUCACUCGGCUGAAAACCGAUGAAUUUGCUGCGCCGGCAGCCUCGGCUGCUGAGUAAGCGGUCCACGUGGCUGCUGCGGGAUUACUUGGUGGCCAACGGAGAUGUGUCCGAACCCGUUUCCAAUCCUGCGGCGUCUAUGUCCUCCCUAUCGAUAUCCGGACCAGCGUUGGCUGCCGCCGCCUCAGUAUCCGCAGUAUCCGCCGUAUCCCUGGUAUCCAGGUGCACCCACUCCAGCUUCCAAGGAGGUGGACAAGGAACAGGAGGAAGAGCCCGCAGAGGAUCAGCCACCGGAGGAGCAGCAGCAGCAGGAGGAGACGCCGCAAGAAGACAAUACUCCGGAGGACCAGCCGCCGCCGGAUCCGCCAAGCCCGGAGGAGCGUCCACCGGAAAGCCAGCUUCGGGCAACGCCCCAGCAGCUCCUCCGCCUCCGCCUCCUCCACCGCCUCCAACACCUGCAGCAGGCAAAUCUGCACCCUCCAUGAAAGCCAAGAAGCCGCGAAUGAAGACCUUCGAGAUCUACCGAUGGAAGCCCGGGGAUCAGCCGCAGACGCAAACCUACUCGGUGGAUCUGGAGCAGUGCGGCGCCAUGGUGCUGGACGCCCUGAUCAAGAUCAAGACCGAGUUGGAUCCCACGCUGACCUUCAGGCGCUCCUGUCGCGAGGGCAUCUGCGGCUCCUGUGCGAUGAACAUCAAUGGAACGAACACCCUGGCCUGCGUGUCGUCCAUCGACCAGAAUGAGAGCAAGUGCUGCCGCAUCUAUCCACUGCCCCACUUGUAUGUGGUGCGUGAUUUGGUGCCGGACAUGAGCCAGUUCUACGACCAGUACCGCUCCAUCCAGCCGUGGCUGCAGCGCAAGGAUCUCAAGCGCGAAGCUGGUUCGGCACAGUAUCUGCAGUCGGUGGACGAUCGCCUGGUGCUGGACGGCCUGUACGAGUGCAUCCUGUGCGCCUGCUGCCAGACCGCCUGUCCAUCCUACUGGUGGAACAGCAACAAGUACCUGGGCCCCGCCGUCCUCAUGCAGGCCUAUCGCUGGGUCAUUGAUUCCAGGGACGAGGCCACCGAGCAGCGACUGGACUUCCUCAAGGAUCCGUGGAAGCUGUACCGCUGCCACUCCAUCAUGAACUGCACCAACACGUGCCCCAAGCACCUCAAUCCUGCUCGAGCCAUCAUCCAGCUGAAGCAGCUGCUCGUGGGUCUGAAGAAGAAGGGGAAGCCCCAGAUCAAGACCGACGCCCUCUUCGCUGGCAAGGCAUAGGUGCACACUGGGAUGUCGACAUAACGUUAAUGGGAUUUACAUAUAUUUAGGCAACACUAACUAAAAUAUAGUACCAAUCUGUACACAGCGGGCAAUAUACCAAGGACAUAGCCUAUCACACCAUAUUUGAAUACAGGACUUUAUGGACUUUAUGGACUUUACGAUGAUUAGGUAGUGAACAAUAAAUGCUAAAUGGAAACUA